AUUGACAAGAUUCAUUUUCUGGGACUUGUAACAUCCUCUUACACGUGUUAGAUACGUAGAUGCGUAGAUGCGUAGAUACGAGAUACGUUUUAUUUUGUUGAAACGAUACGAAUUAAGCGUUAAAAGCGAGUCACAAAGAGACGGUUAUUACUUGCGAACCGGAAAUUAAACGCUGCUUGAGAGCACCAAAAGCGUCGUGGCUAUACGAGUGAAUCAUAUUUGCGCAUAGGUAUUCGUGUCAUGAAUUUAUCAUUCGAAAUGCGUCUUUCAUUAACUCUAUAUUUAUUAAUGUGAACCAAACGCAUUUUAGAAAGUAUUAAUUAAAUCGAAACGAGUUUUCUUUUGUGCUCUGUUUGCUAUAAUAUUGGACAUAUUUCAUAAGGAACAUACAUAUUGUUCUUAUUAUAUGUAUAUUAUACUAUAUGAGUAGACAGUCAAAAUGAACGUCAAUUUGAAUUACAAUAAUUAUGAAAGAAGAGUGGCCAGAGGAAGAGGGAUAGCUCGAAGCAAUUUACCUGCGAAUAGGUGCCUUUGCCAUAGACCAUACACUAUCGUGUUAUGUAAUGUUUGUGGUUACUGGACAAGGGGCAGAGUACGUUACUUUUGUCCAAUUCAUCCACAGGUAGUUUUUUUGUUUGACAUUCCACAAUGUCCCCAAUGUAAAUCUUAUGGUUUUAUGUUGAGCGAAUAUUGAAUCAUCUGAAAACAGAAUGUAUACCUUGCAUAAUAGUAUAUGAAUUACAUAAUAAUACGUAAUACAUUAUACUAUACAU
Bombus impatiens (common eastern bumble bee) is the source of this 773-nucleotide messenger RNA. RefSeq lists its product as uncharacterized. The coding region runs from base 440 to 694 and encodes 84 amino acids. NCBI's taxonomy places the organism in Eukaryota, Metazoa, Arthropoda, Insecta, Hymenoptera, Apidae. The record is from RefSeq and is a predicted model, not a curated record. The transcript is spliced from 3 exons.